AAGUACUAUUGACUGUGAGUUCUUUUUAUGACAAAUAGAAUUUGUACUUUGGGAUAAGCUAGACUUAUUUCAGUCUCAGCAUACACACAGAUUUAUUACAUUUUUGUGUCAUGAGUAGGAUUUUCCUUAAAUUUUGGUUCCCAUUACAAUUUUGGUGCCACAUACACAUUCCCCUCCCAUUACACACAUCUUAAUUUGUGCUAUUAAAGUAAAGAACUAAGUAAAGCUACUCUCAUUAGGCAUGUACAUUUUGCUAGAUACAUGUAUCUUAAUAAAACAAGUGUUUGUACAAUACCUGCUUGUGAUAAUAAAUAAAUUUUACUUGAUUUUCAUUGUGAAUUAUCGGUAUUAUAAAUAUAUGAUUUGCGUACAUAUUUCAUGAUAAAUUUUAUGUAUUAAGUCAUUAAAUUAAAUCUGUUCUGAAUAUGCAAUCCACUUUAAGUGAAAACAUCCUAUACAGAUAUUCUUCAUUUACUUUCUGUGACUAUGUUCUGUAGUAAACUGGAGAUUUUUAUUAACAUUUUACAUACUUGUUGUAAAAAUCUAUUCCAGUAACCUUUUAAUUUUAUGACCAUGAUGACUUCCUUUGAAGAAACAAGUAUAUUUAAAAUUAAUAUUUCUUAUCUCUGUCUGUGGAGGAAAAUGCAAAUGAAUGAUGUUCGUCAUCCUUGGACAUGUUGGAUACCAUAUACUGCUAAAGAUAUGAUUACAUGUAUUUAACUUAAUGACCCAUUGUGUUAAUUAAUAUGUGAUUGAUAAUGUGCUUUUUUUACAGCACGGGUAAAGAUGGAAUUCCUAAAGAGUACUAUACCCUAGACUGUAUUUUGUUCCUGCUAAAAAAUGUGCAGCUGCAGCACGCUUUGUAUGUCAGGGAAGCCGCAGCUAAAGGUGUACCUGUGGUGCGUCGUCCUGACAGAAAGGAUUUGUUGUCCUAUCUAAAUGGAGAAACAUCAUCCUCUGCAAAUAUUGACAAAAGCGCUCCUCUGGAAAUUCCUCUACAAAAAAUUCCACAAGCCAAAAGAGGAGCAAUAGACACUCAUGAAGGAGAUAAAAAGAAACCAAGACUAGAGGAGAAACAAGUACAAGAGGCCAGGUUAAACUGGAUCAACAAAAUCGACGCCCCAAGAGAGACCUCUGUCCUCCCUGCAGCUCUAGCUUCCUCAUCCUUGCCAGAAGCAAUGCCCUUAGAAAAGAUUGCUGCCAUCAAAGCCAAAAGAUUGGCAAAGAAGCGAACAAUGAUUAAAGUGGAUGAAAAUGACAUUCAGUCGGGUGCUCUGGAACAGAGAAGCUUUGUGGAUGCUGAAGUGGACGUAACCAGAGACAUUGUCAGCAGAGAGCGAUUAUGGCGGACUAGAACAACAAUUCUACAGAGUCAAGGAAAACAAUUUGCAAAGAACAUCUUUGGAAUUCUGCAGUCAAUAAAAGCCAGAGAAGAAGGCACUCAGAAACACCACCCAGCUCCUCAUACUCCAUCAGUGGCUCCAGCACGGCCCCCACAACCAGUUGUUGGAUACAACAGAUACAAUCAGGAAUCAUUCAAAAGCAAAGAAGACACUGGAGAAUUUCAGAUUGAUACAAACAGAUCUUACCAUGGUAUGACCCUCAAGUUUGUGACAGAGGGUGGGCCAUCACAGAAAAAACGCCCUGAGCCACAGAGACAACAACCACAACCACUACAGCCAAUGUCACGGCCGGUGUCACAGGCCAGACCUCCACCCAGUCAGAAAAAAGGUUCCAGAACUCCCAUCAUUAUUAUCCCUGCAGCAACAACAUCACUAAUCACAAUGUUCAAUGCAAAAGACAUACUACAGGAUCUGAGAUUUGUAAGCACAGUUGACAAGAAGGCUCAAGGCACCAAGAGAGAUAAUGAGGUGUUGAUACAGAGGAGGAAAUCAGGGGGCUUAACUGUCCCAUAUAGAGUUAUUGAUAAUCCUCUAAAACUGUCUCAAGAUGACUGGGAAAGAGUUGUUGCAGUGUUUGUGCAGGGUCCUGCAUGGCAGUUUAAAAACUGGCCUUGGAAUGGAAACCCUGUGGAAAUAUUUUCCAAAGUGAAAGCCUUCCACUUGAAGUGGGGAGAACUUCCUUUGGAAGCCAAUGUACAGAAGUGGGCAGUGACCGUGCUAAAUCUUGACAGAAUGAGGCGACAUCUUGACAGAGCAACACUCAAUACAUUCUGGGAAGUGUUAGACAAGUACAUGGCAAAGGAUAAACCUCAUCUGAGGUACUAGAUGAAAAAACUUCUUGGCGAUUGUGUUGCUGUAUUUUCAUCAUGUACAUGUAAUAGCUGGUGUGGAAAAGAGACAGUAUUUACUGGUCUUUUGCAAUAUACAUAUAUGUGAGACUUUUUAUGAUUGUGUGUGUGUGUGGAGAGAGAGAGAGAGAAAAGAGAGGUAGUUAAAAGAAAGAAAAUAAUGGAGAAUUACAUAUUACAUGAUUCAAGUGUACAUAGUUGAACAAAAUAUCAAUAAAAAUGUAAUUCAAAAUGUG
Messenger RNA from Ostrea edulis (European flat oyster), 2487 nucleotides. RefSeq names its product parafibromin-like. The record is from RefSeq and is a predicted model, not a curated record. The transcript is spliced from 13 exons. Gene Ontology annotation, biological process: positive regulation of transcription elongation by RNA polymerase II; transcription elongation by RNA polymerase II. Gene Ontology annotation, molecular function: RNA polymerase II complex binding. NCBI's taxonomy places the organism in Eukaryota, Metazoa, Mollusca, Bivalvia, Ostreida, Ostreidae. Gene Ontology annotation, cellular component: Cdc73/Paf1 complex. Bases 759 to 2228 code for a protein of 489 amino acids.